Molecule: messenger RNA, 684 nt
Organism: Ilex paraguariensis (yerba mate)
Lineage: Eukaryota; Viridiplantae; Streptophyta; Magnoliopsida; Aquifoliales; Aquifoliaceae
Source: the annotation of a GenBank genome assembly
AUGGGGAGUGUAAUUGGGUCACUUUCUUCAGGAUUUGUAGAAGUUGUUGGCAAUCUGUUUGGUCACCCACUUGAUUUUCUUGCAGGAAAGUCUUGCAGUUCAACAUGUGGUUCAACAUGGGAUUUCAUCUGUUACAUCGAAAAUUUCUGUAUUGCCCAUCUGCUGAAGUUGGCUAUUGUAGCAGCUCUGUUCUACCUUGUCCUCUUGUUCUUUUAUCUCUCACACAAAUUGGGCAUCUGCGAAUGCAUUUGUACAACUCUCUGCAAAAUUACAUGGGCCUGCUUUGCCACCUGUUUCUCUGUGUUGGAGUAUAGCUGCACUUUCUUAUGUUAUAAGCUUCCUAUGCUCAAGAGAAAACAUAGAGACCACAAGAGAGAGAUGGUCAUGGAGUUAUACCCAAUGACUUGUGAAGAAGAAGAGCCUAAGCACAGAAAGGAGAGAAGAUCAUUAUCGUCUCGACGAUGGAGGGACUAUAGAGGAGAUCACUUGAGGAGAUCUUUGAGGCCUCGGAGUCACCGGAUUAGGGUUGGGAUUAGUGGGGAUUCAGCUUAUGGGAAUAGGAGAAACCCCAUUAAGCAUGGUGGUCAUGCUACCACAGUUCAUGACAUUAGAGUGAGUCGAACCUCGAAAUUUGUGCAGAAAGGUGGUAAUUACAAGGGUGCAAUACAUAGAAGAAGAAGAUGA